UCUCUCCUCAAGCUUCAACCGGGCUCCUCCCCCACGCGGGGCUUCAUUUGAUCAAAUCCUCCAACGUGAGCGGUUUCACCGAAAAUCACUUUCAACAACACAGCAACUGAGUGUAAUCCCACAAGUUCCGAGGAGUUCCGCACCCACAUCUAGUGAGCACCGCAAGAUAAACAAAACCAAAAUAUUUCCCCUACCCCUUCUUUGCUGCUAGCGAUGGAGAGCGGGGCUGGUUUCUGUCCAUUCUGGAACACCGCUCUCUGGAGCUGGCUUCUGAUCUCCACUUCUUUCCUUGUUAUUGCUAAGGCAGAUAUAACUUGCAGAUCAUGUCAGCCCCCGGCAGCCAAACCGCGUUCAGAGGAAUUGCUUUGGCUAAUGAAGACGGACACUGCCGAAAUUGGGACUGGAUUUAAAAGGGAGAUUAUAAAGUACCCUGACGGGACAGCCGGGUCUCAUCUUGAGAUUUACAAAACCCAUGUUCUUGACUGCGUUGCACAAACGUCCGCCUGUGUUUUAGGGAGAGGCAAAAACAUAAGGUCUGUUAGUAGAAAGAGCACAGGGCAACAACACUUUAUUAAACUGACCCGCUAUGGACUACCAAAGAACGAGGAUCACAAUAAAGUGACUGCUGCUGUUGGCGAGAAAGUUUCCAGCCUUAGACAGCCUGAGAAACUCGCCGGCAGUAAACGUUCUUUGCCUGUCAUCAGCAAUAAAGCGAAUGAUAACCAUGGACACCGGUUCAAAAGGAAUAGUCUGACACAGAAGAAACAAGGGCUGAAAUCAAGCACUUUAAAGCAGGACGGAGAAUCAAAGGCUUUGGGAGACAGGAAAGUGCGCAGCGCCUCGCUUGCUGAGCAGAGACUGAGCCGCGCUGAACUGAAAUGGGGCGGCGAUGAAGGGAAAGCGACUGACUCCAGGGAGAAAGAGUUGAAACUUACCAGCACCACCUUCGCACUGACAGGGGAUUCUGCUCAUAACCAAGCCAUGGUGCACUGGUCAGGACACAACAGCAGUGUGAUUCUCAUCCUUACGAAGCUGUUUGACUUCAACCUGGGAAGUGUCACAGAGAGCUCUUUGUGGAGGUCAACUGACUAUGGAACCACUUAUGAAAAACUUAAUGACAAAGUGGGACUGAAGACCAUUUUGAGCUACUUGUAUGUCAGCCCUAACAACAAGAGAAAGAUAAUGCUGCUGACUGACCCGGAGAUCGAAAGCAGCUUGCUCAUCAGCUCGGAUGAAGGGGCCACCUAUCAGAAGUAUCGACUGAGCUUCUACAUUCUGAGCCUACUGUUUCAUCCCAAGCAAGAAGACUGGAUCCUGGCUUACAGCCACGACCUAAAGUUGUACAGCUCUGUGGAAUUUGGGAGGAGAUGGCGGCUGGUCCAUGAGAGAGUAGCCCCAAACAGAUUCUUCUGGUCUGUAUUGGAUUUAGAUAAGGAGCCUGAUCUCAUUCACCUGGAGACAAGUGUUGCAGAAGGACACGCUCAAUAUAUCACCUGCAAGCUUCAAAACUGUACCGAGGCCAACAAAGGCAGGCCAUUUCCAGGCUAUAUUGACCCCAAUUCCCUGGUUGUUCAGGAUGAGUAUGUGUUUGUUCAGGUGACUACUGGAGGUAGGCCAGUUUAUUAUGUAUCUUAUAGGAGAGAAGGCUUUUCACAGAUGAAGCUACCAAAGUACACUUUGCCAAAGGACAUGCAUGUUAUCAGUGCGGAUGAGAACCGUGUGGUAGCCGCUGUACAGGAGUGGAAUCAGAAUAAUACCUAUAACCUGUAUGUGUCAGAGGCUCGAGGUGUCUUCUUCACUCUGGCCCUGGAGAGUGUGGUGAUCAGCAGAGAAGCUGAGGGGAACGUCAUGAUUGACCUCUAUGAGGUAGCAGGGAUAAACGGAAUGUUCUUGGCGAACAAGAAGCUUGAGAAGCAAGUGAAGACCUACAUCACAUACAAUAAAGGAAGGGACUGGCGUUUGCUGCAGGCUCCUGUCACAGACGCGAGGGGGAAUGACAUCAGCUGUCUGCUGCCAUACUGCUCCCUGCACCUGCACUUACAGGUAUCUGACAAUCCCUAUGCUUCAGGAAAUAUUGCCAGCAAAGAAUCAGCACCCGGAAUUAUAGUGGCUUCAGGUUCCAUAGGUUCUGAGCUGUCACACAGUAAUGUGAGCAUGUUUAUGACUUCCGAUGCUGGAAACACCUGGAGACAGAUUUUUCAGGAGGAGUACAGUGUUCUUUACCUGGAUCAGGGUGGUGCUCUUGUAGCUAUUAAACACACACCUUUGCCCAUACGCCAUCUUUGGUUGAGUUUCGAUGAAGGCAGGGCAUGGAAUAAGUACAGUUUCACAUCAGUCCCUCUGUUUGUGGACGGGGUGCUGGGAGAACCAGGAGAUGAAACUUUAAUAAUGACAAUAUUUGGACAUGUCAGCCAUCGAUCUGAGUGGCAGCUUGUCAAAAUUGACUUUCGAUCCAUCUUUAAUAGAAGGUGCACAGAGGAGGAGUAUCAGACCUGGCAUCUACACAACCAGGGUGAUCCAUGUAUCAUGGGAAUGAAAAGAAUUUACAGGAAACUGAAACCAACCGCCCGUUGUGUGAUAGGAAGAGACACAUCUUUUACAAUGACAUCUGAACCCUGCCUCUGCACUGAGGCUGACUUUGAGUGUGAUUAUGGGUAUGAGCGGCAUGGUGAUGGGAAGUGUUUGCCAGCCUUCUGGUUCAAUCCAUCCUCAAUGUCAAGAAGCUGCAGCACUGGAAACAGUUUUCUCAACAGCACUGGGUACCGGAAGGUGGUGUCCAAUAACUGCACUGCAGGAGUGAAGGAGAUCUACACAGCCAGGAAGCAGCAAUGCCCUCGUCGCGCUCCCCGGGGCCUCCAUGUUGUCACCAGCGAUGGCACGCUGACAGCCACAACAGGGAACAACGUUACCUUCCUCAUCUUUCUGGAAGAGGGAGACGGGUCUCGAACGAGUAUUACGUUGGAUUUUGGAGACGGCAAUGCUGUGUCCUACUCCAACGUGAGUUCCAUUGAGGAUGGAAUCAAACACGUUUACAAAAAUGUGGGCAUUUUUAAAGUGACUGCUAUUGGAGAAAACAGCCUAGGAUCAGACAGUGCUGUCCUCUACCUGCAUGUAACAUGUCAUCUGGAUCGCGUCCACCUCUCUGCCCCUUUUGUAGCUGUAAAGAAUAAAGAGAUCAAUCUAACAGCGGUCUUGUGGCCAAAUCAAGUGGGCACUGUCACAUACAUCUGGUGGUUCGGGAAUAACACUGAGCCAGUAAUAACCCUGGAGGCAAGCGUCUCCUUUACAUUCAUGAGGGAAGGAAUAAACACUGUGACAGUGCAAGUCUCUGCUCGGAAUGAAAUACUGCAAGACAAAAAGACCAUCGCAGUGCAUGAGCACUUCAGGUCUCAACUGCUGGCAUUUUCUUCUAAUCUGGAUGAAUACAACCCUGAUGUUGCUGAAUGGAGGCAGGAUGUCAGCAAGGUCGUCAAGAAUUCAUUGGUCCAAGCUACAGGUAUAGCAGAGGAGCAGCUCCUCGUGACGGUCCUGCCAGGUCUUCCAACGGCUGCAGAAUUCUUCCUUUUACCAGACAAAGAGUUAACCGAGGGGAGAGCAGAGAGGAAUACAGCACACCUAGACCAGCUUUCAGAGAUUCUGCUCAGCGCCCUCAACCAAAACGUAGUGCAGUUCACUCUGCGGGCAGGUGUUCAAGUCUCUGUGUACGCUGCUCAUUUAUCAGCAGCUCCUCUUGUGGACUCCACUGAAGGGCACAGCGGCUCAGCCAUGCUGAUGUUGCUAUCAGUUGUAUUUGUGGGACUAGCUGUCUUUAUCAUUUACAAGUUUAAAAGGAAGAUCCCAGGCAUCAAUGUCUAUGCGCAGAUGCAGAACGAAAAAGAACAGGAAAUGAUUAGUCCAGUGAGUCCCAUUGACAGCACUCCAAAUAACCUGCAAAGGGAAUUGGUGACUUCAUUGGAGCUACUGGACAAGGAAUUAGACACACGGGCAACAGGAUGCAUUCCAUCACAUUCUGACAGGAUCUCACAGGAUAUCCCCAUAUACGUUAACGUUUGAACUCUGGGACCCACAGUAUAAAUACAGCAGCAUUGUGGACCUUUUAAACCGUUCAGACACAAAAGGUUUGAAGCUUUAAACCUGUGCAUGUGGACAUCGCUGACACACACUGUGCUCUGUGGAUAUUUGAAGAUACUAUGUACAGGUUUUUGUAUGUCUCUAUAAAAUUGCCAAUUUUUUGAUGAUAUUUAUUUAUACAAGUACAGUACAUACUUCCUAUGAACAACCAACAAAGCCUGCAUGCACAAGAAAACCUUUUGGUUUGCUAAUGUGGCUUUUCUGUUUAUUUUGCUCUAUUUCAAUGCUAACAGGAGCGAUAUGCUAUCUAUUCAUUAAACAAUGUAUAUCUAUCUAUAUAUAUAUAUAUAUAUAGAAGGGGGAGACAGUGUUUUUUUUUUUUUUUAAACAGCAAAUCUAUUUUUUGUAAAUGAUUAACAAAUGUUUGUGGGAAAAUAUCAUUUUAAAAUGAUAUUUAAUCUACCCAAAAGACAGCUACCGUGGAAUGAGACUGGAGUUCAGACACAGCUUUCAUAAUUACAACAAGAAAAAAAGGUUCUGUGGGAGUCCUUUGGGGAAUCUUUACAGUGCGGUGCUACUUUUAAAUCCUGGCUGUGAAACAUAUGUGAUGGCAAUGUGACUAGUUUUGAGAUCUCGGCCGCAUUUGUUUAAGGGUUUGUUGCUCUUUGCAAUAUGUAAAAUCUGAAACUCUAGGUGCCAGCACUGUAAAAGUCAUCUUAUAAUACAGAACUACAGUAGGAGCAGUGGAAAGUCUCUUUAUGUUCUUCUAUAGGGGCUGGUGUUGGUUAUAGGGAUGGAGAACCACCAUGGAAAAAACACCACCCCAGCUCCUCCGUUUCAUCUUUUGAAUCACAAAUUCUAUUGAGCGAAUGUCUAAAAUAGUUUCUUUUGUGCCUGUUUGAAUCAAAACGCUGGCAUGUUAAUUGACAACAAAAUACAACAUGUGAGUUCAUAUAUUUUACCAGAUUAAAAUCUAUUAUCCGGUUAAAAGGUUAUACAAAAAGAAAAUGGUUAUAUCUUUCCUAAACAUUUUGCCAGAUGACAAAGUAUUCCAUUUAUUAUAACAUUGCUUUUUCUUUUAAAAGAGAAAAGCUGUGUUCUUUAAUAGAAAGCAUUAACCUCCUGAAUGGAAAGGGCAGUUUCAAUAUCUGAAAAUAUAGUUGUUUCUUUCCAUGCUGGCUCGGAGGCUAUUUUGGCCCUGCUAUAAACCUCACUUGAUAUUUGUAUAUGUUAUUGUAUAAUGCCAACCAUUCAACACGAAAGGACACCAUGACGCAUGGCCAGUCUGUAACAGAACAUUUUACUUAUUAAACACAGUUGUUAACCCUUGCACAACCCACUGCUGUCAGGGUUACCCAGACUACACAAUGAAUUUACUAAUUCAGCCUUGAGCACUGAAUUAUACUUUUAUACUUAUAUUAACCUUCACCAAUCCCCAAGGUAAAAUGAUGUUGUAUUUGCCCUUCCAAAAGUGGUAAAAUUACAGAUAAUACUUAUAUUUUGGACUCAUGGCAAUUCAACGAUCAAACAGAGAUACACAGCUUCAGUUGAAAAAACAAAACUAUUUAGGAAAAAAAAAGUGCAGCUAGAAAGUUUGGCUUGAAAAUAUAAUAAUUCCUAAAAUACAAGGUAGACAGGUAUCGAGACACAAAAUACAAGCAUACCCCAAGGAGCCAGAGGGAGGACGGGGACUAAUUCAGAGCUACUUAUGUUUUACUAGAGUAAAUGCUUUUACAUGUAGAAGUUGACGUACAAUGUAUUUUGUUGUUGCUGUUUGUGGUUUAAUUUCUUGAUUCCUGUUUACCUGGUAUCCCCAAAAGACGCUGUUUUUGCUUCGCUUUCACUGCAGUGUAACAUUUCUUUUUUUUU
Acipenser ruthenus (sterlet) is the source of this 5940-nucleotide messenger RNA. Its product is annotated as VPS10 domain-containing receptor SorCS1-like. The record is from RefSeq and is a predicted model, not a curated record. NCBI's taxonomy places the organism in Eukaryota, Metazoa, Chordata, Actinopteri, Acipenseriformes, Acipenseridae. Gene Ontology annotation, cellular component: membrane; Golgi apparatus. The coding region runs from base 214 to 4053 and encodes 1279 amino acids. The transcript has 27 exons. Gene Ontology annotation, molecular function: protein binding. Gene Ontology annotation, biological process: post-Golgi vesicle-mediated transport.